Galleria mellonella (greater wax moth) is the source of this 3284-nucleotide messenger RNA. It is a transcript of the gene Sec8, whose product is annotated as exocyst complex component 4. Gene Ontology annotation, cellular component: exocyst; synapse; growth cone membrane. The transcript is spliced from 16 exons. NCBI's taxonomy places the organism in Eukaryota, Metazoa, Arthropoda, Insecta, Lepidoptera, Pyralidae. The record is from RefSeq and is a predicted model, not a curated record. Bases 245 to 3010 code for a protein of 921 amino acids. Gene Ontology annotation, biological process: exocytosis; Golgi to plasma membrane transport; chemical synaptic transmission.
UUUAUCCUUUAAAGUGUCGUGUAGCCAAUAAUCAGUAGUACUUGUUCAAUAUCAUUUCAUUAAUUUAAUAAAUAAAUAAAUUGUUUUUAUUUACUUCUUUUUAACUAAAUAUAAAUUGCUGUACCUUUAUAUUCUGUGAUGUAAAUAAACUAAUACCACUAAGUUACUUUAUUAUUGUGCUUUAUUACAGUAAAAAGUUAGAAGAUCUUGACUUUCAAUUUUUUACUAUAUUUCACUUUGCACCAUGUCUUCACCACCUCCUACCAAACCCCCACGGGGUGUAAAACAAGGAAAAGAAACGAGUGGUCUGUUAAUGUCAGUCAUUCGCACAUUAUCUGCGAGUGAAACAAAUGAACAGCGAGAGAAAGAGAGAGCUAAAUUGGAGAAAGAAUAUAAGAAGAGUGAUGCUCGACUUGAUGAAUUGGUCGCUAUACAUGCACAAGAGAUCAUGGAUGUUAUGCAGAAGUUCAGCGCGGUGGGCACGGCGCUGCGCGCGUGGGGCGCGGCGGGCGGCGGCGCGGCGGCGCGGCUGGCGGCGUGCGGCGCGCUGCUGCGCGUGCGCCGCGACGACCUGCGCCGCCUGUGGGCCGCCGCGCGCGCGCACCACCACGCGCUGCGCAUGCUCACCGACAUCGAACGCGUGGUGGUGUCAGAGCGAGUGGUCCGCGCGGCGGCGGCGGCGGGCCGCGUGCUGGCCGCCGCGCACGCGCUGCGCGCUGCAUUGCACACGGCCGGCUCCACGCUCGCGCACGUGCACGCGCUGCACGCCACGCGCCAACAUCUGGAGGCCAAGAAGUUGGAACUAUCGGAGGCGGCGCUGCGCGCGGUGAGCGAGGCGGUGUACGGCGGCCGCGCGCCGCCACGCCGGCCCUCGGCGCGGCGCCGCGCCGCCCUGCUGCUCGCCGAGCUAACAAAAAGCGAAGAAGUAACCGACGCGUACCUGCAGGACAUAACGCCAGAGUUCGAGGCGUCCCUCUCGGAAGAGGAUAAAACGUUCGAGACCACAGUGAUGAUAUCGUUGGAGGCGCUCGGUGUACUCGACCAGUUGAAAGAGGCUACUGAGAAAUUCAAAGUUCAAAUACAAAACGAACUUCUCGAAGUGAUAGAUACGGUGUCGCGCCGUAUAAUUGAGGAAGGCGAUGUGGAAGCGGAUAUUGAGGGGGAAGAGGACGGCGAGAUACCGGACACUGAUAGUGUGACUGAGACGGGGCGACCGUUAGCGAGGCUCGUGACCAGCUUGAGCGAGGAGUUUCGAGCAUGCGCUGCUAGAAAUAAACGACUCCUGCAGCUGUGGCGGGCGGCGCUACAGAAGCAUCAUUUGUCGGACGCUAGCCUGCACACGGAGCAACACUACUGGAGCGCGGUGCAGCAAGUUCUGCAGCUACUGCUGACGGACUACUUGGACAUCGAGAGCGUGACUCUAGCUGAAGCUCGUGCGGCGCGAGGCGGGCGUGGUGCGGCGGCGGCGGCGGCGGCGGCGGCGGCGGCGGGGAAGGCGGUGGAAGCGCCUCCCGACCUACGCCUCGCCGACUACUUCGCACGCAAGCGGCCGCAGCGCCGCAGGCAGAAGCUGUUCAAACUGGAUGCAACGACCGAGGUUAGCGUGCGGGCGACGACACGCCGGCAGGCGCCCGUCGUGUGCCGCGCUGACCCGGCCCUGCUGCACGCAGCGCUGCCGCCGCUGCACGCGCUGUGCGCACACAUCGAGUCGCUCACUGGCGGCGGCGAGUGUUCGCUGCGCGCGUUCCUGGCGGACUACGUGCGGUGGUGCGAGAGCGCGCGGCUGGCGGCGGCCGCGCGCGCCGACAUCGACGCCGCGCUGCGCGCGCCGGCCGCGUGGCGCGAGCGCAGCGUCGCGGCCGGCGGCCGGCCCGUGUACGCGGGCUGCGGCCUCGCCUGGCGCGCCGUGCGCCGCGCGGCGCUGGCGGCGCGCCGCUGCGGCGCGUGCGGCGGCGCGGCGGCGGCGCGCGCCGCGCUGGCGGCCGCCGCGGCGCUGGCGGCGGCGUGCGGCGGCGCCGCGCCGCGCCUCGCCGCCGCGCUCGCGCCGCAGCCCGCGCCGGCCUCGCGCGCCGCGCGCUGGCUGGCCGACGACGACAUCGUGCGCUUCCUGCAGUCGCUGCCCAACUGGCGCGCCGCCACGCAGCAGCCGCGCGACCGCCGCGACCGGAUCGACGCGCAGGAGCUGCGGGAGGCGUACUCGCGCGAGGCGGACACGCUGGUGUCGACGCUGGGCGACGGCGCCGUCACGCGCCGCGAGAUCGUCGCCGACGUCGCCCAGCUCGCCGACAUCGCGCUGCUGGCCACCACCAUGGACUGGUUGUGUGCGAACGUGAAGACAAUACCGUCGCUAGUGAGCGGCCCGUCGCCCGGCGGCGGCGGCUCCGUCAAACUCAGCGACAAGUUCAUCAACGACGUCAACUCCACCGCCAUGAUCUUCGAGGAGAUAUCGCACAAGUGCUUGCUCUUCUUGCAUCUCGAGAUGCGCAUCGCGUGCGUGCACUACCUGGGGCAGGAGGAGCGCGGCGAGGAGGUCGGCGCGGACGACGGCGGCGACGAGCCGCGCGGCGGCGGCGCGGCGCGGCUUGCGCACGCGCUGCUUGCCUUCCACGAGCUCGCCGCGCCGCUGCUUGCGCCGCACAUGCUCGCCUACAUAAUGGAGGGCGUGGGCGAGAUGAUGUCGGCGGCGGUGGUGUGGCGCUGGCAGGGCGAGGGCGGCGGCGCGGCGGGCGGCGCGGCGGGCGCGCGGCUGGCCACGCUGCGGCACUGCCUCGCCGCGCUGCAGCUGCCGCACGACGGCCUGCACCGCGCGCACGCCUACCUGCACCUGCUGGCCUGCACGCCGCAGGAAAUAAUAACAUCGAUACGCGAGAAGGGCGCCCAGUUCACGGAGCUGCAGUACCUGAACGCGUUCAAGGUGAUCGGCACGCGGCAGGGGCUGUCGGCCGCGGACAUGCGCGCGCAGCAGGACCGCCUCGCCGCCGCGCUCGGACACGUCGGCGUCACCGUCUGAACCUCUCACGUGUCCCAGCGACCACAAUCAUUCGGAAAAUUAUAAUAAUAAUGUAAAAUUUAAUUUUAUAAAUAAAAAUUGCGUAUUAAAAUUUAUAUAUUCGAUGACUGACACAGUUGAUCUAUAAUUAUAUUAUAAUUAAAUUAAUUUAAAUAAAUUUAAAUUAUUUUAUAAUUGCUAGAAAGUAACAAUGUAUGCUUAUUUAAUAUGUCCACAUCAAUAACAAAUAUAUUCAUUGUUUCUUUAAUCUACUUAGUGAGCACGCUUAAUGUAU